Uloborus diversus is the source of this 2676-nucleotide messenger RNA. RefSeq lists its product as uncharacterized. Bases 1 to 1263 code for a protein of 420 amino acids. The record is from RefSeq and is a predicted model, not a curated record. The transcript has 3 exons. Lineage: Eukaryota; Metazoa; Arthropoda; Arachnida; Araneae; Uloboridae.
AUGAACUUCAUUUGGUUAAAACCUCCUGAAAACUUACUUGACAAUUUCGAUGUGGAGUUGCAAGAUUUUUACAGAGAAGUUCUCAGCAAAGAAGUAAGUGUGACAAAUAGGAACAACAUUUGUAAAAUUAAGGCAGCUUUAAAAGAAGUGGUCAGUGCUUAUACGAAGGAAACAGUCGAUGCUCUGUCGUCUCGAAUAAAAUUCGAUUCAGCUGCCAAGAGGUUUGCUUACAUUUUCAAGCACUGUCCGUGCUUCACAAGCGCCGUUGCAAGACAUUUCAAACAGAUUCUUGACAACGAUCAAACUAUUCUUUGGAAUAGCCUGCAGCGGAGGAAGCUGAACAUUUGCUGUCUUGGAGGCGGCCCUGCUUCAGAUGCUGUUGCCAUUUGCAGAGUGGUUAAUUCUGUGCAAAGUUGGUUCUGGAUUAGGGAUCCCAGACCCCUGGAGAUCACAGUUACAGUUGUGGAUCUGAACGAAGGAUGGAAAAACACUGCCAGGAACGUCCUAAAAACGCUGGAAGAAACGCCUCAUUUCUUCGAUUCAGAGAAAAUGAGUCUCAAUUUCAAAUUUUUCUCAACGGAUCUCACCAAGCCCAUGAACGAAGAAGUGCAAAAUGUGGUGAAAAGUGCAGACAUCGUCACGAUGGUGUAUUUCGUUUCUGCUGUUAAUGGUAGCAAGGUCAAGGACAAGGCUCCCCAAAUGAUACAGCAAAUAAUGACGAAUAUGAAGCCUGGAACCCUGCUGUUUUACCUAGAUUCUUCUAAAUAUCUUCAUUACGAAGGAAUUAGUGCGGUAGCAAAAAGUUUCAAAGAUCUGAACCAAGCUUAUGGACCUAAAUUGAGAGAGUUUCACACUUUAUCUCUGAACUCCGUAAAACGUUAUUUCAAAAUUUACUCCGGAAUUUUCCAAAACUAUCUCUGCCUAACAAAUUGCUUCGUGUCAGUUACAGCUUGGACAAAAAUGGAUGAAUUAGCGAUAAAUUCUGAGAAAGGCCCGUGCUAUCAGAGGGAAAUUGAAGAAAAGAUUUCUUACGGGAAAAAUUCUUGGCAUAAAAUGAUGUCAUACAAGUCUUAUAAAAUGUUCAGCUUCAGAGAAAAAUUGCGAAACUUGAUGAUGGAUGAGUUUGGAUUUCCUUUCUUUCUUGAAGACGUUGAAGAAGCUGAAAAUGGAACUGAUUGCAAAAAGCCGCAGAAAUUAAGCACACAGCACAAAAUAUUUUACCCAACGAAGUCUAAAAGAAAACGGAUAUAUUCCGAUGGCUAGUUAAGCAAAGAAAUAAUGAAAAACCGAAAGAUAUUAAUGUUUGUGGUUACAAAGAACCCUUCUAGUUUUGCCACAAUGUGCUGUGUAAUAGUUUUUCAAAGUUUGACUUUGACUGCAGUAACACUAAAGUCAUUGUGUCUGCUGUAGUAGGAAUCACGUCUGCGCAAUAGUUUUUACAUGCUGUUGCUGUCCUAUGCGAUAGUUUGACUUCAGUCACAAUAAAGACAUUGUGACUGCCAUGAUGAGCUGUGCAACAAUUUUUUAUAGUUUGACUGCAGUCGCAAUAAAGACAUUGUGACUGCUGUAGUGGGAAUCACGCCUGUGUAACAGUUUUGUUGUGCGGUGCUGUGCAACAAUUUUUUAUAGUUCCAUGGAGUCACAAUAAAGACAUUGUGACUGCUGCAGUCGUAAUCACGUCCUUGCCAGAGUUUUCCAUGCUGUGUUAUGCAAUAGUUUUGCCUAGUUUGACUGUAGUCUGGAAUUUUCAGAGACUGCAGUAGAAGAAAUAAGUGUGACUCUACAAUGUGUUUGACCGUAGUCGGAACCACGUCAAUAAAAUAGUUUUGAUCUGCUAGGUAAUGCAAUAGUUUUGCUAUGCUGUGCUAUGCAACAGUUUGGUACAGUUUGACUGUCACCAGAAUCACGUCUAUGCAAUAGUUGUGAAAAAGUAUGUUAUUCAACAGCUCUGCUAUGCUUUGCUAUGAAACUUUUGAAUAGUUUGACUGCAGUCGCAAUGUCUUCAUUGUCACAAUGUCUUCGCUGGGAUUUCAGUCAGGAUCAGUCUAAGCAAUAGUUUUGCAUAGUUUGAUUGCAGUCACAGUGUACAUUAUGACUGCUGCAAUCAAAAUCACUUCUAUGCAAUAGUUUGGCUAUGUUGUGCUACGCGAUAUUUUUUUUUUUUUUAACAUAUUUAAUAGCAGUCACAGCGAAGACAUUGUGCUGGCUGUUCUGUCCAGAAAUCACGUUUAGACAAAAGUUGUGGCAUACUGUGUAUGAUACCAGGACCUGGUAUAGUAUAGGAAGUUUUGCAUAGUUUGACUGGAGUCAUGAUUAAAAAUAUUGUCUUCAUAGUCAUAGUGUUUGAGUGGAUGGGAUUGUGGCUGCAGUCGGAAUCAAAUGUACUUAUUAUUUUUACACAGUUUCAUAGCAGUCACAGGAAAAUGACUGUACAACAACAUACAAAUGACUGUAACAAGUUUAUGAAAUACAUGUAGUUUUGUUUUGCAGUAGUUUUGUUUGCCCGUAAUCUCAAUGAAGAUAUUGUAAUUGCUGUAGUUGAAAUCAUGUUUAUACACUGUUUUUGAAAAUUUGUGCCAUAACAGCUUUGACUCUACAACAUCAUUUGUUUCCGAGCAAAAGAAAACGUUCUAUUUCCUAGCAUAUAAAUUUUAUGACUUGUGACAUGAUUUUUUU